Molecule: messenger RNA, 2000 nt
Organism: Hypoxylon fragiforme
Lineage: Eukaryota; Fungi; Ascomycota; Sordariomycetes; Xylariales; Hypoxylaceae
Product: enolase C-terminal domain-like protein
Exons: 2
Coding region: 337-1695 (452 amino acids)
Biological process (GO): carbohydrate catabolic process; amino acid catabolic process
Molecular function (GO): L-fuconate dehydratase activity; magnesium ion binding
Source: RefSeq, a predicted model, not a curated record
CCCUAAUUCUCGGUAAAGAUAUAGCCGCCAAGCUCUCCUCCUACUAAGGUGCCUAGGGUACAGUAGCUCUAGACUUUGCACCUACUAUGACGGGCUACUACUAAGGUUAGGUAGGUAGUUAUGUCUUAUUAGUGUAGGUAGGUGGUGUAGCCCCUCCAUCGAGAACCCCACGAUGUCGGACCUUGAAGGUGGGAUGAUGUUCUUUUGGUUAUUGUGAUAUUGUUGAUUAAUACUAUCUUCCCUUUUUAUUUUUUUCCUCCUUUUUUUAUUUUGUUUUUCCCCCUUACUAUCUAUCGUCUUCAAGAAGGUUUACCUAGACUAGCACCGUAAUCAAAAAUGCCCGAGAUCACCAUCACCGGCUGGACCACCCGCGACGUGCGGUUCCCCACGUCCCUGGACAAGACUGGGUCCGAUGCCAUGAACGCCGCUGGCGACUACUCCUCCGCCUACUGCAUCCUCGAGACCGAUUCCGAAUUCACGGGCCAUGGCAUGACCUUCACCAUCGGCCGCGGCAACGACAUCGUCUGCGCCGCCAUCCCCCACCUCGCCGCCCGGCUCAAGGGCCGCACCCUCGCCUCCCUCGUCGCCGACUGGUCCGCCACCUGGCGCCACCUCGUCGCCGACUCCCAGCUGCGGUGGAUCGGCCCGGAGAAGGGGGUGAUCCACCUCGCCCUCGGCGCCGUCGUCAACGCGCUCUGGGACCUGUGGGCCAAGACCCUGCGCAAGCCCGUGUGGCGCGUCGUCGCCGACAUGACGCCCGAGGAGCUCGUCCGCUGCGUCGACUUCCGCUACAUCACCGACGCCAUCACGCCCGACGAGGCGCUCGCGCUGCUCAGGGGGGCCGCGGAGGGCGGGAAGAAGGAGGCGCGGCUCCAGGAGGCGCUGCGCAGCCGCGCGGUCCCGGCGUACACGACGAGCGCGGGGUGGCUGGGCUACGACGAGGCGAAGAUGCGGCGGCUGCUGCAGGAGACGCUGGCGCGCGGGUACCGGCACUUCAAGCUCAAGGUCGGCGGCGCCCUGGAGCAGGACCAGCGGCGGCUGCGCAUCGCGCGGGACGUCAUCGGCUACGACCGCGGCAACGUGCUCAUGGUCGACGCGAACCAGGUGUGGGGCGUGCCCGAGGCGAUCGCGCACAUGCGCCAGCUGGCGGCGUACAAGCCGUGGUUCAUCGAGGAGCCCACGUCGCCGGACGACGUGCUGGGGCACAAGGCGAUCCGGGACGCGCUGCAGCCCCUCGGCGUCGGCGUCGCCACCGGCGAGAUGUGCCAGAACCGCGUGGUCUUCAAGCAGCUCAUCGUGAGCGGCGCCAUCGACGUGUGCCAGGUCGACGCGUGCCGGCUCGGCGGCGUCAACGAGGUGCUGGCCGUGCUGCUGAUGGCCGCCAAGUACGGCGUCCCCGUCGUCCCCCACUCGGGCGGCGUCGGCCUGCCCGAGUACACGCAGCACCUCAGCACCAUCGACUACGUCGCCGUCAGCGGCCGCCGCUCCGUGCUCGAGUACGUCGAUCACCUGCACGAGCACUUCCUGCACCCCUCCGCCGUGAGCGAGGGGUACUACCAGACGCCCACACACCCCGGGUAUAGUGUUGAGAUGAAGCCGGAGAGCAUGGACCGCUUCGAGUAUCCCGGGAAGCCGGGGGUUAGCUGGUGGACCUCGGAUGAGGCGAGGGUUAUUUUGGAUGGUGAGAAGAUUUAGUAGUAGUAGUGUGUCUCAUGCCUAUGAUGUAUAUAUAAUUUUUACGUGCCCACCUAGGUAAGUAUCUAGGUACUUGGAUAGGCUUGUAGGUUGGUAAAAGGGGUCAUGACAAAUGAAUAGUAAAAUACGGAACAUGGCAUAAUAUCCUCCCAAGCCUUGUUUGUUUCGUUGUUUUUGUAUAGUGCCAGAUGGUUAAGCCACUUACAUCCAUGUAUGGCAGUUCUAAAGAGACCUAGGUAGACUGGGUUAAGGAGCUCAAGUAGAAAGAUCUGCCAGGUAGCUAUAAUAUACCUAGUACAUAUCAC